Lethenteron reissneri (Far Eastern brook lamprey) is the source of this 1952-nucleotide messenger RNA. RefSeq names its product tetratricopeptide repeat protein 9A-like. Gene Ontology annotation, molecular function: protein binding. The record is from RefSeq and is a predicted model, not a curated record. Lineage: Eukaryota; Metazoa; Chordata; Hyperoartia; Petromyzontiformes; Petromyzontidae.
AGAGUGGGGGUGGACACUUGGUGAGGCAGGGGGUGAGUCGUUGCGAGCCGCAGUGAUCGCGAGAGGUAGACGCGAGGCGCUGGGGGCUGACAGUGGUGGAGGAGGAGGAGCAGGAGGAGGCUCGGGGAGUCGCAGCGGGAGUGGGGGAACGCACGGCACCCCGCGGGGCCCCAUCGCCCGGGGUCACCGCCCCAUGGACCCUCCGCCUCCUCCGCGGGGCCUCUGCCCCGUGCCGGCCGAACGCCGCGGUCCCCUCGGCCGGGCCCACCCCGUGGGGGGCCACCAGACGGCGACCACGGCCACAGCGGCCGCACCGCCCCCUCCUCCUCCGCCCGGCAUCGGCACCGAACCGACCUCGGCUCGACUCGCGGCGCCGGGAGGAGGAGGAGGAGGAGGCAGCGGCCGAAGCGCACCGACCGGUGGCCUCGGGCACGCGUCGACCGGUGUGGAGGUAGAGGCGCGCAUGUGCCGGGCGAGCGGCUUCGCGUGCGAGGGCCACCAGUGCUACAAGGAGAAGAAAUUCCGCGAGGCCAUCGGCAAGUACCAUCGCGCACUGCUGCAGCUCAAGGAGGUGGGGGCCGACGGUGACGGUGCGGGAGUGGUGGGACACGGUGGAGGCGGUGGCGGUGGCGGUGGUGGUGGUGGUGCCGGGAAGCUGAGUGGAGAGCAGAGGUCGCGAGUGGAGGCGAUUGAGAUCGACUGCUACAUCAGCCUGGCUGCGUGCCUGCUGCAAGCGGAGCUGGUGAACUACGAGCGUGUGCGCGACUACUGCCUCAAGGUUCUGCAGCGGCAGACGGACAACUUCAAGGCGCUGUACCGCGCCGGCGUGGCCUACUACCACCUGGGGGACUACCCCAACGCGCUCGCCUACCUGCGCGACGCUGGCACGCGGCAGCCUCACGACCUGAACGUGAAGCGCUACAUCCAGCUGACGGAGAUGCGUCUCAGCCGCGCGCACUACCAGCGCGAGCGCGAGGCCGAGAGGGCGGUCCCGGAGUGAGCCGCCCCCUUCGCCGCACGGGGGAGUGCCGUCGCCGGGCCUCCACCGAGGGAAGGAGGACGAGCGGGGUUCGCCGCACCGACGACGUUCCCCCGGCGACGGCUUCCUCUUGGCGGCCACGGGGCGCGACGUUGCCGGAGCCAUCGGUAACGGAAUAAAUGCGACGCUGCAGCUAGACAAACGACGACGACGACGACAACAACCGCCGAUUGCGAUGUAAAUACUCUUAUAAGGCAAUAAUUUCAAGACUGUAUUGUGGGUAAUCGUUGUACGUGUGGAUGCACGUUGCGUGCUCUACUGAGAAAACAGACAGACAGACGAGGCUUAAAACCGACUUGUUUGGCUUUCAAGACACACCUGAGAUCAUCCACGGGCGAGGGGGCGACGCGAAACAGCAACCGUGACCGCAGAACCGUUGCCGCGACGAUUGCUCCUUGCCGUGUAAAACCUUUGGACAGACCGGGCUGCCCCCUUCCUGUGCAGCGGGCGACCGGGAAUCCGCGAACUUCCAAUCGGAUCGUGACACGGGGCGUCACGUGACUCCGCCCGAGGGCCGUAGUCCAAUCCGCUGCUCGUCGGACGCAUUUUAUCGACAGGCGUUCGUUCUGGCGUUGGCCGGAGGAAACUCUCCGGCCAACUUCCAUCAUGCCACCGUGGCCCCCAACUUUAGCGGCGACGAUUGCCCCGCGGACGAUUUCCCGACGAGCAGAGGUCGCAAACGGGUUUUGAUUCCUUACCCGUACCCGGCCGCACCAGGGUCGCAAACGGGUACCCGUACCCGGCCGGGUAUGAGUACUCGUACGCUACCCGUACCCUACCCGAAAUGAGUGACAAACGGUUACUCACCAGUGACUCACGGCCUACCCGUACCCGUACCCGGCCGCACCAGGGUCGCAAACGGGUACCCGUACCCGGCCGGGUACGGGUACUCGUACGCUACCCGUACCCUACC